ACAAUUUCAUUCAGGAGUCUCUCAGCUAAAGAUCACUUUCAAUAUGUCCGUUUCUGAUCUGAUCGGUGCCAUCGAGGCCAUUCCCAAGCUCACAGCUCCCAGGCCUCCCCCGGCUGCCAGUUCGGUUUUCCUGGAUGCUCCUGAAUGGCUAACGGAGAGCUACCUGGUGGAUGCCCUGCAAAAGUACUACAAGGACCCGAGGAUCAGGAUCGACUGGGUCAAGGUGAAUCCUGCUCUGGGCAAGGGUGAAAACUACGGCGGAGUCCUCACCCGAGUGAAGGCUCAGUUCACCCGGGGAGAUGGUAGUUCCCAGCUGGGUCACUACAUCGUGAAGUCCACCUUCGAGGGCAAUGAGUUCGCCCAGAACGCCAUGGAGCCCUACGACAUCUUCAACCGCGAGAUGAUUAUCUACGAGCAGGUCCUGCCCAAGCAGAAGGCGCUCCUCCUCGAGAUCGGAGAUGGCGAGCAGAUCUUCGCCGAAACCAUGGCAGUGGACAUUGGUAACUCUGCACUGAUCUUCGAGGACCUGAAUGCCCGUGGCUUUGUGAUGCCAGACCGUUUGGUCGGCUUGGAUCUCAAACUGGCUCGUAUUGUGCUCCGGAAACUGGCCAAGAUGCAUGCCACCUCCGCGGUUUUGAACGAGCGUGAGAGUCACAGUCUGGAGGGCUACGAUCGAGGUUUCUUCAACCGAUACACCGAGAAUUACGCACCAGCAUUCGUGGGCAUGUUCCAGGCGGCAUCCCGUCGAGUGGCUCAGUGGCCAGGAUACGAGAAGUACGCCGAGAAGAUGGACGCCCUGGUGCCCAUCUACAUGGAGCUGGGAAAACGCAUCUUCGACAUCAGCCCGGGCCACAUUAAUGUCCUGGCUCACGGAGAUCUGUGGACCAACAAUGUGCUGGUCAAGUACGAUAAGGAAACCGGGGAGCCAUUGGAUGUCAUCAUCAUUGACUUUCAAUACACGGCGUGGGGAUCGCCGGCCCUCGAUCUCUUCUACUUCAUGAACACCUCGCUGGAGUUCGACCUCCAUCAGAACCAUCAGGAGCAGCUGAUUGCCUACUACUUCGGCAUUUUCUCAGACACUCUAAGGAAGUUGCAGUACCAGGCUCCAGUUCCCAGCUUGCACCAGUUCCACCAGCAGUUGCACGAGAAGAAGUUCUACGCUGCUCACACAUCCAUCUCCGUGUUUCCGAUUCAACGAAAUGUGGAGACCGCCGAUGCCGAUUUUAAUGCCCUGAUGGAAAGUAACCAGCGGGCCAUUAACUUCAAGAACGCCUGCUAUAGAAAUCCAAUUUCACAAAGGAUUUUGCGGGAACUAUUGCCCACCUUCGAUGCAGAGGGUUUGCUCGAUGCAGAUCAGUGAGAUAGAUUCAAAAAUCCUAUUAUCUUACACCUGUGUUAUAUAGUCCAAAUUAUAUGUACUUAGAGAUAUAUUAGACGAACUAUUUUUAGGUUAGAUAAUGUAAUCACAUUUGUAAAGAAUAACCGAACAGUAUACAUAUUCAUUAUACGUAGCUAAACUUUUAUUCAAAUACAUGUUAUUUAAUACACUAUUACCAACAA
Molecule: messenger RNA, 1560 nt
Organism: Drosophila ficusphila
Lineage: Eukaryota; Metazoa; Arthropoda; Insecta; Diptera; Drosophilidae
Exons: 2
Coding region: 44-1360 (438 amino acids)
Source: RefSeq, a predicted model, not a curated record